Aethina tumida (small hive beetle) is the source of this 943-nucleotide messenger RNA. Its product is annotated as brachyurin-like. Gene Ontology annotation, biological process: proteolysis. Bases 44 to 874 code for a protein of 276 amino acids. NCBI's taxonomy places the organism in Eukaryota, Metazoa, Arthropoda, Insecta, Coleoptera, Nitidulidae. The record is from RefSeq and is a predicted model, not a curated record. Gene Ontology annotation, molecular function: serine-type endopeptidase activity. The transcript has 4 exons.
AAACAAUCGAAUUUGGUAAUGGUACCAGUUAAUUAUUAGCAAUAUGUUUCAAUACUUAAUGGUCGGAUUACUUUUAAUUAUUUUGUCUCCAGUAGAAUGCAUUGUUGGCGGACAACCGACAACAUUAGAACAAUUCUCUACCUCUCUUGCUCAAUACAAGGGUAAUCUCUUCACACUUUUUCCAAGCCCCAUAAGCGAUUUACUGUUUUUGCUACCCCCUCGUUUGGGUGUAUUUGAUAGGUUUGCACAAGUGAUUGCACUCUCACCCCAGCACAUUCUGACAGUAGGUCAUGUGAUUCCAUUGAAUGAAGAAAAUCGUACCCAAGCGUCAUUCUUUCAAAACUGUCAAUACAUUUUAGAUUUUGAUAAUUAUGACAUAAUAAACUGUACGGUUCAUCCAGAUUUCCAAGUUCUACAAAACGAAAUAACUACAUAUGCCAUAAAUGAUAUAGCUAUAUGUAAAGUGGAUAAACCUCUAUCAAGUAACAUACCUCUUAUCACAAUACCUACAUCGAAUAUUGCAAGUGGAACUGUCGGAAGAACUGCAGGGUGGGGUAAAACGAAUCCCAAUAAUACAUUUGGUUCUGAAUGUCUUAACAAAUGCAACAUGACAAUCGUGGACCAAGCCUCCUGCAAUACCUUGUAUAACGGCAUAAUCGCUGACUAUCACAUUUGUGCUAUAAAUACCAAUGGUGCAGGACCAUGCGGUGGAGAUUCUGGAAGCCCAUUGAUUAUCAACUUGGACGGUGUUGAUUAUUCUGUUGGCCUCACAUCGUUUGCUAAAGAUUGUGCAUCCACCACUUUCCCAAGUGUUUAUACUAAUUUAUCUUACUUUCAAUCUUGGAUCGAAAAUAUUGUUAAAUCCGAUAAAUAAAAUUGAUUUUAGAUUUCCUUUAUGUUAAAACUGUCUGAAUAGUUUAUUGUCAUUAAAAUGUUUGUCGAA